Messenger RNA from Annulohypoxylon maeteangense, 1854 nucleotides. RefSeq lists its product as uncharacterized. NCBI's taxonomy places the organism in Eukaryota, Fungi, Ascomycota, Sordariomycetes, Xylariales, Hypoxylaceae. The transcript has a single exon. Bases 74 to 1744 code for a protein of 556 amino acids. The record is from RefSeq and is a predicted model, not a curated record.
UCUCAAACAAACUCUCAUCUUAUUAUUCUUCUACUCUCAUCUUAUUCAGGGUUCUUGUUUAAAACAACACACCAUGGCGUCUACAACACCAACCCACACGUUGCUCACUGGCAAACGUCUCGUCUCUGCCCUAGACACAAUGGACUAUCAUCACAAGCUCCUGGAACAGAUCUUCACUACCGAAGAUGAUCCAACCCAAGUUCUCAGAGAAGAGUUCGCCGAACUCUGCGAGACACUUCGUCAAACUGUGUCCCCGGAAGUUGAGAAGCUCUUCAUAGCGUCACCAUCAAACAAAAACAACCUGCGCUAUGACUACCAGACUAGAUGCCGAGUCUGGGAUAGCAUCUACAGGCGAAUCUACGCUCCUAUCGGCAACCCUUUCCGAUUCUCCCACAUCAGCUCACACAGACACGUGCGCCUCGAUGACCGCGUACAAAACCACUUGAGCGAAGACCUCCAAAAAACUCUACCACUAAACAUGGAUCCGUAUGGCUAUAACCCCCUAAAGAAACUUCAAGGGGGCGCACCAAACCGCGGCCCACGUCCAUCAACAACAACAACGGCAGCAGCUGGCAACGUCAUCCGUGGAAACUACGUCCACGAUGACAUUAUCUAUUCUCCUACAGCCCAAGCCACGACACGCGCAAGAACGCCCACGUCAGAAGUCUAUCAAACUUUAUCUCUAGGCGAACUUCGCCGCCCGAUCAAGAUCAGCAAUUCGCCCCGAAUACCGCAUGGGGACCGGCAACCAACAGAAAAGCCACAAAACCCAAAAACAUCCACAAAAUCCAAAAAGUCUCUCUCUCCUAAACAACCUCAAACUUUCAAGAAACCUAAAUCUUCUACCGAGUCUCCAAGAACUCCAAAAGACAAGAUUAUUGCGACCUAUGCGGGACACGUCGAGGGCGAAUCAAGCAAAUCUAACCCCUCUAUUUCUAACACGACCGAUGACUCUGACUGGGACGACGCCACUGUCGUGUGCUCUCACAGAUACCACUGCCAACUAUGCCGCAAAUACCAGCGCUUAAACGCCAUUGUCGACUCCAUCCGCAUUGAAAAUGCUUCUGGAGCGACCGACGGACCGAACGUCAAGAACACCCAUUUCUUCGCAGCACAACAAGUGAAGGACUACCAAUACAUAUUACGCAUGAUGGAAAGGAAAACAACAGUCGACAAUCCCACCUACGACCCGGCCGACACGCGCCUGUGGUCUUCCAUCGCCGAAAACAUAACGAUGAUGCUGGAGACUCACGAGCGAGACGAAAAACAGGCCGCGUUAUACCUACUAAAUAACUUCCGCCGCACAACCUUUGUGCUGGUGGAGCGUGGCAACGUCUAUGAUGAGAACAACCAUGGUACUCUCACCCAAGAGCUUCCACUUUCGGGUGAUGAACUCGACUUGUCUGGCCCGAUGCUAGACCCUGAGCAAACGGUGAUUGACGAAGCCACCGAUGAGGAGAGGGAUCGCUUCGAAAUUUCGAGACUCCCACUCUAUUAUUUCUUGAACAGCAAUAUUCUUGUCCAGCAUCACUGUCCUUCUCCUUGUCCACCACGUGAAUCGAGGGCGAGCAAGAACCAACAAGAACCUGAAUUAGAACACGAACACGACUCCGGAUUUGAAGACGACGACUCUUUCUGGCUAGAUCCUGAUGAUGACGACUCUUCUUGGAUGGAUUCGGAAGACGACGACUCUUCCUGGAUGGAUUCGGAAGACGUCAAUCUUACACUUUUCGAAAACUACUAAAGCGUUGCACAUAUGUCGCUUAUGAGCCAACAAAUUGAAUGCUCACACGACAUCAAUGCUUUUCAACCGCAAACAGAAAACACGAAAACCCGACAAAAAACAUUGUUUUG